Molecule: messenger RNA, 1803 nt
Organism: Amoebophrya sp. A25
Lineage: Eukaryota; Dinophyceae; Syndiniales; Amoebophryaceae
Source: the annotation of a GenBank genome assembly
AGCAGGGCUGGCACGGGGUAAGAUGACAGGAGAGAGUUGGUAGAGCUGUAAAAGGAUUGUCGAUAAUCUGUAAAAUGAUGCCGAUUGUUGGUCUUGUUUCAGGGGAGUAACUUGUGGAGGUUAGAAGUACAACUCUGAUAUAUUCUCUCUCGUCCUGAAGACAAAUACACAGAGUCGUAUUCAUCCGACGAUCAUGACUUCCCCCACUGGUGGUCCCCAGCCUCAACAUCCUUCCGCGGGCGGCGGACGCAGGGUGGUGAUAUCUAGCGGCGUCAAAGCAGCGAAGAGUGCGCCACCGCCGGAAUCACGACGACCGGUGUUCGUUCCACCUGGCAGAGUGGACCUCUCAUCUGCGAGUUCGACAUUUGCGCAGCAAAAACCAGCUGCCACGUCGGCCGUUGCUGGAGGCAUUGGCGCCUAUUUCUCUUCAGCCAGCGGAGCAGCUCAAGGCAGGAGUGCUAGUCGCGGGCUCGGGACGAGCAGCGGCGUCCGGCGAACGCCGGUCGUUUCGAGCAGCAGCUCGUUGUUGCGGCCACCAGCCCUUCGCCCUGCGCCAGUGCAAAUCGGAACCAGCCGGCCUCAGUCUGCGAUAUCCUUGUCCGGCUACGCUGAUGCAGCAGCUCGAGGUGGGAGAGGUCCAGUGCUCGCAAACGCCGUGGGAGAUUCUGCUGUCGAUCCGGAGCAACAUCAGCGAUUUCUGCUGGCACGAGCAUCUUUCGAACAGCGUGUGGCUGUGACCAACGGCGCGUCAUCGACCACGGGGCCAACGAGCUGUCAGCCCAGAAAAACACAGUCACGGCGAGCUUUGUGGGAAGAAUGGCGUGUGGAUCAAGUAAUCCGCGGUUUGCCUAGGCGACGACAGAGUCUCCGCGAGAAGCAGAGUCGGAUGAAUCAAGAGCACAACUAUGGUGCGAUGAAGACGGGAGCCAAUGCAACAAGUAGUCGUGGGAGUGCUAAUCUACUUUCAGGCGGAUCGCCGGUGACACCUGUACUGCGUCGGGGAGAACCUAGCAUGCCCCAGCGCUACGCAGCUUCGCGGCACCAGAACGCCGUCUCACCGCGGUAUCGGCCAAUCUCACCGCACGUUAACCGCGUGCCAGACUCGUUGUAUGGAGGAAUCGCCCCUCUCGUAGAUGAAGAGCAUAGUGGUGCCCGCAGACCGCUUCAACCGAAUGAACGGGGUAGUUCGGAGGAGGAGAGAAGCACAUCUGAGCGGGAGCGACUUGGUUUCUGUGAUGAAGACGAUAGCGAGGAGGAGGAAGAUGCUUCGGAUGCUGAGGCCGGAAGUGGUACCGGAGACGAUGGCUUUUUGGUGGAAGAUUCUAGCGCUACGUCUCCCUCUGAGUUUGAACCUCACGAACAGUUGUACCUACAGGAUGACUUUCAUUCGACUCUGAAUCAAUGGGUUUCGAAGGAUCGCGAAGCUACUAGGGUGCCAUCAGCUCUUCGCGGAAGUCCCACGCAACUGCCAGGAUACAUCGAUUACAGUUCAACGGGACCCACAGCGACCACAAAAACUCUCUACGGUCCGGCGUACAACGUGCCACGAGCUGGAAAUGCCAAUACUGCCGCACUGGAGGCAGCAGAGCUGCAAAAAUACAGUAUUGAGAUGAUUUUGGCCUAUAUAUCAUUUAGUGGCUUGCGAACGCGUUCAAAAAGAUCCAAUAUCCUCCGUUUAUUUCGUAGCCAGUCGAGAGAAUUUUCUCGCUUCCUCGUUAUACUCUUUGUGUUUCCUCGAAGUCCUCCCACCAGGUAGAGGUACCUCGAGCGCGCAUAAAGCCAGUGGCUCGCCGACGGCCGUAG